This is a messenger RNA of Symbiodinium pilosum, 287 nucleotides long. The record is from the annotation of a GenBank genome assembly. NCBI's taxonomy places the organism in Eukaryota, Dinophyceae, Suessiales, Symbiodiniaceae.
UCCAACGAUGUUUGGGAGACAAAGUUUUUCGACAAGAUCGAGCAGCUCCCUCCCUCGGAGAACAAGAGCAGCGUUCCCGAGCUACUCUAUGGCUUCUUCAAGUUUUACAGUGAAGAGUUUGACUGGACACAGAGUGCUGUGUGCAUCCGUGCCAGCAACCCUGUCAACAAGUACCAUCUCCAUACGAACUCCUACCCGGAGCAGUGGUACAUAGAAGAUCCCUUCGAUUUGAAGCAUAACCUUGGUGCCAAGUGCAGCCGGCAAGGAAAAGAGUACAUCCUGCAACA